Messenger RNA from Camellia sinensis, 3232 nucleotides. RefSeq names its product pentatricopeptide repeat-containing protein At2g27800, mitochondrial. The record is from RefSeq and is a predicted model, not a curated record. Gene Ontology annotation, molecular function: mRNA binding; protein binding. Lineage: Eukaryota; Viridiplantae; Streptophyta; Magnoliopsida; Ericales; Theaceae.
GUUUGGGACCCCAAAUUAUAAUAUGAAAUGUAUUGGGUAAAAUUUGUAAAUAACAAAAACUCUAUCACUUUUGUAAUUUUAGAUAGAUUCCUGUGUCUCUCUCUCCCCGCUCUGUGUUGAAGCUUAUCUCCGUCCCAAAAUCACACAUCAGGAGCCCUAAUUCGUCCCAGUUUGAUCUCUGCAGCUCUGCAAAAAAGUUCAGAUCUUGAACUCAUCACCGAUUCUUCAUCAUCAUCAUCUGGAUUACAGUGAAGCAAAGCAAUGAGCUCUAAUUGUAAUUUUACUCUUUUAUCAAUUCAAUUCAAUUAAUUGAAAGAUUGUAUUCGUUGAAUUGAUUUUGCUCUGUAUGUAUGUGUUAACAUGCUAUCUUUUAGUAGAGUCCAUUUGCCUCGCCUUUUCCUCAACACAAGUUACGUUAUUAAUCAGCUUGUUUCUGUAAACCGUUUUAAAAACCCAUCCUUGUUUUCCAACUGCUCUAUUUUGUCUUACCAUUGGCAUCUUAAAACUCAUACCCAAAUUCACACAGCUGCCAAACUCACUACUUCCAAUUCUUCACUUGUAUAUUACAGAUAUGUCCACCUUUUGUUUUAUCAUUCUUCCUUGCAACCCCCAUCUCGAUCUUUAAGGCGAAGAAUUCAUAAAAGAUUGAAAUUUGCCUCGAAACCUGUUCUAAAUGUAGCCCAAUUUAAGCGGGCUGUAUCCCAGCUUCCACCCAGGUUCACCGCUGAAGAAAUUUGCAAUGUUAUAACUCUGCAAGAUGAUCCUCUAGUGUGCUUGGAGGUGUUUAAUUGGGCUUCGCAACACUCUAGGUUCAAUCAUGAUGUCUCCACAUACCAUAUUACAAUAAAAAAGCUUGGUGCUGCAAAAUUAUACCAAGAGUUGUAUGAGAUUGUUGACCGAGUGCUUGUUGUUCCUUACUUUGGUUCUGAGGCUUUGUAUAACACAAUAAUCUACUUCUUUACAGAAGAUCGGAAAUUAACUAAGGCUGUCAAUAUAUAUAAGCACAUGAGAAAUAGCAAGAAUGUGGAAUGUAGGCCUUCGAUCAGAACCUAUAAUCUUCUAUUUUCUGCACUUCUGAGUCGGGGAAGCAAUUCUUAUAUUAACCACAUGUAUAUGGAGACUAUUAGAUGCCUCUUCAAGCAAAUGGUGAAUGAUGGUGUUGAACCUGAUAUUUUCUCAUUGAAUUCCAUGAUAAAAGGGUAUGUCCUUUCACUUCACGUAAAUGAUGCCCUAAGAAUAUUUCAUCAGAUGGGUGUGGUCUAUAGCUGCCUGCCCAAUUCAUAUUCCUAUGAUUAUUUGAUUCAUGGGUUAUGUGCCCAAGGGAGAACGAAGAAUGGUAGGGAUUUGUGUAAUGAAAUGAAGAAAAAAGGGUUCGUUCCAAGCAGUAAGGCAUACAACUCCCUUGUGAACUCUUUGGCUCUUGAUGGAGAAGUUGAUGAAGCAGUGAAUUUGUUGUGGGAGAUGAUGAAAAACCGGAGGUCUGCUGAUUUGGUCACAUAUCGGACAGUACUUGAUGAGAUCUGCCGGAAACAGAGGGUUGGAGAUGCCAUAAGGUUGUUGAAGGAGUUGCAAGAGAAGGAGCUUGUGGAUAAUCAUACUUACAGGAUGCUUUUGCAUAAACUUCAAGGACAACCUCAGGAACUAAAAUGAUAGAAUUGAUUCAGGAAGAUGGUUUGGGUUUCUAAAAGUUGAGUGGAACAGAGCUAUUAUAUCGAUAUGUAAGUGGUUCCUAUUCAGCAAUAAUCAAGACUAAAGUCUGCUGUAAAUGUGUCAAAGCCUAAUUGCUGAAACAAAAAAGUUUCUAGGAAGUUAAAUACCCCCAGUCAUGUUCAUGGGUGUGGACAAAAAUAGCAAGUUUGACGGAAACAGCAUGCCCUAUGAUGCAGCCCAUAAUUGGUGAUGGAAAAUCCACAAUAUUAUGGUUUGAUAAUUGGAUGCCUGUUGCGCCCAUUAUCAUUACAAAAGGGGAAAAUGUCAUAUCUAACGUAGAACUGGGUAGAGAUGCUUUAGUCAGCUCUAUUGUUAUUGGCAGGAAUAGGAAAUGGCCCCAAGCAUAAACUGUGGAUUUAAUAGAGAUUAAGUGCAUUACUAGCAGUAUAUUGAAAACAGAUAGCAACAAAGUUGAUACAGUCAAGUGGCUUCCAAGUACAAAUGGAAGAUUCUCUGCAGCAGCAACAUGGAAGAAGAUUAGGAGUCAAGAAGCAGUGACACUUGGUACUUCAUAACUUGGUUUAAAAUUAGCUAUACCAAGAUUCACCUUUAUUUUCUGGAUAGCAAUGAAAGAAAGAAUGAGUACACAGGGCAGACUGAUGAGCUACUUUGCAGUGUGGAUUUACUAAGACAAUUUGGGGCUACUAUGUGGUGAGAGAAUGAAUCUCAUGACCAUCUAUUCUUUCAGUGUCAAUUUACUGAGAGAAUUCAGGCCUACAUGCUGUCAAAAUGCAAUGACCGAUGGCCCAACAGUAGGUGGAAAAAUGAUAUUGGAAUGGGCAAUGAAUGCGUGGAGGGGGAAGUAUUUCCCAAACACUCUGGCCAGGUUGUUAUGCCUUGCUGUCGCUGUUUACUCCAUAUGGAAGGAGAGAAAAGUAGGUGUACAUUUGAGCAUGUACAGUGACCAGUGCAGCUGAUGAUUAAGGAGAUUGAGCUAAUUGUGCCUGAUGUGUUGGAAAAAUCACAAAAGAAGAAACCCAGGAACUUGUAAUUUAUGAGGCAGUGGAACCUUCCAGAGAAUAUUUGUAGACUGAUUGUGCUUAUUUGGUACAUAAGCUGAUGCUGCUUUGCUGUUACAGUCUACUAUGUUUGCUCGGAUCAGCUGCUAGGCCCUGGUGCUAUUUUGUUGCUACACCUCUGCCCCAAGGCUAUUGCUGUUUCUCUGCCCAUGUAUUUGUAUGAUGCUGCCCCCUUUCUUUUGGUUGCACGGAUAUGUUGUCCUGCUACUGCUGCUGGCAGUUUGUUCAUCAAUAUGUUGGUUGAUAUAUGUAUAUCGUGAAUAUAGGUUUCUUGAGCCACUCACUUCCACCAGCAGAUUCUUUGAUACCGACAGACCUUCAGUUUCUUAUAUGCAUGGCCAUAUUAUUGAAAGGAUGAUAGUCGGAUAUCAGAUUCCUCUGUUUAACAUACAGAGCUGCAGUUAUUCCUGGUAUGUUUUUGAUUGAAUAAAUGAAAAUGUGAGUAUAACCAUGUGGGUUUUUCUCUAAAUGAAAGCUUUGAUAUUGUGUCUUGUGCAAGAAAA